CUGACACUGGCACUGAAGCCUGGCUUGGAUUCCCUCACUCUGUGCGUGUCCAACUAUGCCUGCUGUCUCUCCCUUUCCCUCCCUCCCUCACCUCCGUCUGCUUUUCCCUCCUCCUUUCUCCACAGGCCCCCCUUCCCCCUGCCUGAGUCAGCUGCUGCCAUUCAGAGGCCAUGUGAGCCUGCACACACAUGGCUCGCAGCGCUGCACAGGGCUGUAUUUUUAGCAGACGGUAUCAAAAGCAUAAUUAUGUCUGUUGUUUAAAUGCAGCCUCUUUGUUGGCAGCUCGCAGAGCCUUCAGCUGGCUCCCAGGCUAUGCUACCAACAAGGAGGGCAAGGAGACACAAUGAGAAACCCAAUCCCCAGCUGCUCUGAGACUGCCCGAGCCCAGAGGGGUCCAGGUGGCAGGGGAUAGAAGUCCCCUCUCCAGGAUCUGGGAAUACCUUCCAUUCAGGUGACAAUAUCUAGACUGGGUGUCACAGGGAAAAGUGAGAAGGGGUGACUGGCUGAGGGCAGAUGGGACCCAAGGCUCCCUGGCAGCACCCAUCUCCCUCAACAUGCUCCUAUGGUAGAGAGGCUCGGAGUGAGUGCAGGAAGCCUCAGCUGCUGCAGUGAAAGCCCUGGCUGUUCCCCUUUGGACGGUACGGUGCACCUGGGAGGACAGUCAGCAUCAUAUGCCGGGGAACAAACCAUGGAAAGUGACGUCAAGAACGGGGAGGCAGCGCCGAGCUGGAGGAGACCUCAGGGAGUAGCCCAAGAAACCCAGGUGCUAGAGACGGUGGUCGGAGCCAUACGCAGGAGCGGAAGUGUGGCACUGGGGAUCCCUUCCAAGAGCUGUCGGGAUGGGGUGGACCUGAGCUGCGGGCCUGGGCCUGACUCAGCGCUGGGCCCUGGGGAGAAGGCCUCUUUGUGGAAGCAUGCUGAGAGGGCGAAGGAGUUCUCUCCGUGUCUGAGAUGGGGCCGAGAGACCCUCGGGGGGCUGGAGACAGCACCGGACUCUCCGUACCAUCCUGCCAUUGAAGCAGAUUUCUCUAAGCACAUGGAGGCCAGGCACCAGCUUCUCAGGAGGAUGCAACUGAAGGAGACACCUGAGUUCCAGCUCCACUCCGAGCCCAAGAAUGGGGAGGUAAAUAUCAGCUGGGCGGAGCAGAAUAAAGACAGGCCUGGCCCUAUGUGGACAGAGGCCAUGCUGGCCAGCCAGCUGGCUCUGUACAGCCACGCUUACCACAAUUACCCCCUGCCGUUAUCUGGGCUGGAAAACCAAAGACCAGCUGCCACUGGCAAACUGUACUGGCUAUCUGAGCAAGACUCCCUCCACUCCGCCAGUCCCUCUGGGGACAGCGUGGGCGAUCCCCCUUCCUUCCACCGCCUGAACACCCACUGCCGCUUCCUGAUGGAGGCCAAGCUGGCAGAGAGGAACCCCUUCUUGGCUUCCUCCAUCAGAUCAGCAAGCACUCCAGCUGAGUCUGCCUAUGGCAAUAGCUUGGCCAGCCUAGCCCUGGGUGGCCAGCCCCAGGACUCCCCCUCUGUCUUGGAAGAGGCCAAGUACACUGACCCAGAUUGGCAUCAGGUACCUUACCCGCACACAUGGAUCCAGCCGGUGUACCUGGCACCCCAUCCAAGAACAAAGACCCCGUCUGCUUUUGAAACCUGCCCUAGCUCAGGUAGCAAGGAGUUUUACCAGAAGAAGGAUCCUGGCUUUCCCCACACAGGAAAGGACCUGGCCCCUGUGCCCGACUGGGUGCAGCCUUGCCAGUACGAGGCGGGGAAGGUGAAGCGAGAUGGAAAGAGCGAGAUGGAGGUGACCUAUGUGGAGCCCACGUGGAAGGGAGCUGAGCAGAGGGGGUGCAUGACACUGGCCCCUCCCAGUGACCAAACCCUUCCUAACAACCAUGGCCAAAUAGAUCAGCCACUGUUCUACCUACAGCACAAGCAGGCAGAGAGUUUGUGGUCCAGCCGGCUCCUGAUUCUGGAUUAUCCUCUCAGCAAAGCACCGGCCAGGCCCUCUGAGUCCAAAGACGAAAGCCUCAUGUACCAAAGCCUGAAGCCUGGCUCCCCUGUGGUGCUGCAGGAAUCCUCUUCGCUCAUGGACAGAGCCCAACCUCCUGCCCUUUCCAAAGUAGAGCUCCGAUCUGGGAUGGAGGUACUUCCAGCUCAUUCUCUCUCCUGCAAAUGUUCUCCUUGGGACUGUCCCCUGAGAUGCUGCAAGAGGUGCCAGGGGGCAAGCUGCAACGCUGUCAACUCCUUUGGCACCAGAAAUGAGAUGCCUGGGCCAUACCGAGACGUAGAUGGAGCCUUGGGAGGACAUGGCAUCCAGCGGGGCAAGGUUUCCUCCCUGCUGCCCUGCCCUCCCACCAAUCACCACACCAAGCUGAAGAAGACCUGGCUGACCAGGCACUCGGAGCAGUUCAGAUGCCCUGCUAGCUGCCUCGGGGACAAAGGGGCUCCUGGUCAGAUCAAAGAGGGUUUACCUCUAAGGUUCAAAGCUUUAAAGAGGGAAGGCCAGGAGAGUGCCGAAGAAGCAGACCGAUCUGGCAAACGGACAGCUAAGCGGCCUCACAGCCAUGUCUCUGGGGAGGAUCUCUGGAGCCCAUGCGUGGGCAGGGGUAGCUACUUAGCAAAGCAGAGCUCAAAGGUAGCAGAGGAGGAGACGCUGAAUCCCACAAGGAAGGAUUGUGAGGCCCCAGAGCAGAGGGAGGUGCUCCCAGCAAUGGGAAAGAAAGCAGAUGCAGGAGAGGGAGGGCUUCUGAGUUGCAACGGAGAGGAUGCUGGAGAGCAGAAGGAGAAGCGAUACCUACAGAGUGUUCCAUGUGUGGCCCUCCCUGACUGCAUUGAGAGGUGUUGUGCUUGUGCCUCCAAGGAUGGGACGGGCGCAGUGCUCCGAGAGGAGGAGGAAGAACCUGUGGAAACCUUCUGUAGGCUCCUGCAUUUCCGAAGGCUGGCGUUCUGUGAUAGUGGAGAGCUGAGCGUGGAUGGAUUUUCCACGCUGGAUGAAGCUGAGGGCGAGAGCUUAUGCCUGAGGAUCUCCAGCAGAGAGAGAAGGGCCCAGGACAUCAGCACCAGCCUCAGCCUCGCCAAGUAUCUCCUCUCCGUCCUGGGGGACCAGUUCUGUGAGGCCAUCAGGAGAGACAGAGAGGCUUGGCUGUGGGCGCAAGGGGAAAAUGAAAGGGUGACCGCCUGGCGGCGAGGGAAAGGCACUCUGCAGGCCUGCGAUGCCUGCCAGCACGGCCUCUUCAACACUCACUGGAGCUGCUCCAGCUGUGGGUUCCAGCUGUGCUUGGAGUGCUACCGGACCAAGAGAAAGCGAGCCAGCCCAGCCCGGGCAGAGGAGUCUGUGCAGUCAGCCAAGUGUGUCCAAGGGCAGGGCCAUGACAUUCUGUCCCUCAUCCCUGCGCAGUUCAUCCCCACCCACGUUCUGUCUGAGCUCUGGAAGCUGAUGCACGAAGUGCAGGUGAAGUUUGACAUUGAGUCGCACUGCCCCUGCAGACUGAGCAUCCUGAGCAAGAGCCUCACCGGCAACAUGGGGGGCGAGCAGAAGGAGGAGAUGGGGAACAUGACCCCUUCGCUACAACCUGCCGGCAACGGAGAGACAGAUGGCUCGAGGGUAAUUAAGGAAGAAAGCCCAGACUCCAUCCACCCGCUGAGCAAGCAAGGCCCCAUGGGCACAGUGCAGACAUCCACCCUCUGUGAGCUCCUGACCUCUACGGCCAUCAAGCUGUGCCUGGGGCAGAACGGCGUCCGCAUGGCAUUCGCGCCUGUCUCCUCGGCCUUACCCAGCGACAACCGGAUCACCAACAUCCUGGACAGCAUCAUCGCCCAGGUGGUGGAGAGGAAGAUCCAGGAGAAGCACUCAGAGUGUGAGCUGCGGAGCCCCAGCCCCCCCGAGCCGCAGGUCUCCCACUGCAUCCUGGCCCCGGGGGGACUUCUGUGGCUUCACGAUCCAAACCACUCCUGCAACUACAAGCUCUUCCAGGAGCACUGGAGGCAGGGCCAGGCACGCUCCAGCCCGGUAACCUCCGCCUCCCCUGUGCCCCCCCCGCAGCCUGUCUUGGUUUCAGGGCUGCAGAAGACACUGAAGAGAAACCUGUGGGAGCCUGAGUCAUUCUGCCACGAACAGUGGGAUCAGGAGGUGCAGGUGGUGAACCUGCGAAGCCAGCCGGGCUGGACAAGGAUCAGCAGCAAGGACUUCUGGAAUGGCUUUGCCUCCAGUGCCAAAUGGCUGGAGACAGAGAACAGUGAGGGGAACCUGCUCAAGCUGGAGAGUGGCUUUGGGGACAUGCCAAUGUGCAGGGCUGAAAACCUCUAUGCCAGUUUGCCACUGCUGGAGUACUGCGGGCAUGAUGGAAAGAUGAACUUAGCCUCGUACCUGCCGGGUAGCCAAGGCAGGCAGUGGCUGAAUCCCCAGAUCUGUGCUUCCUAUGGUGUGGCCCCUGAGGACAGGACCAUUGGGACCAAAAACCUGACAGUGGAGGCGACAGAUUCCAUCAGCGUCUUGGUGUACGUUGGGGCAUACCCGCUGGACAGGCACAGUGCCCAGAAAGAGAUUCUCCGGAGGGUGGAAGACGAUGGAGUUGAUGAUGUCCUUAAGGAGCGGCUCUUGAACACGAGGAACUGGGCAGGAGCCCUGUGGCACAUCUUCCGAGUGGAGGAUGCUGACUGCAUCGAGGGGUUCUUACAGAAGGUGUGCAAAGCCCAAGGACACGACAGGGAGGCCCAGCUGGAUCUGAAUGGCCACAGGAGCUGCUACUUGGAUGCGUCUCUGCGGAGGAGGCUGCGGGAGGAAUGUGGCGUGAGCGGCUGGACCCUGCUCCAGUUCCUGGGGGAUGCAGUGCUGGUGCCAACAGGGGCUCCAUACCAGGUGCAGAGCCUUAGCAGUACCAUCAGCAUCACAAAGAGAUUCCUCUCGCCAGAGAACGCUGCCCGAUCGGCCCGGCUCACAGCCCAGACCACAGACCCUGCCGGCACGGUACAGAGACUUCGUGCACAGAUGGACAGUAUGGUGUAUGGUGCUGUGAGGGAGGCAGUGGGGACCCUGCAGGGCUACAUUUAAGGCACUGGCAGGCAUGCAGCAUGGAGACAGGGAGCUGGCUUCAGACCGGGGCCUCUAGGAGUCCAGGAAGCAGAAUUGAAACAAAGGGGGCAGCAGCGCAGGAUUCCUGGGGAGCCCCACAUCCGCCUGUCU
Messenger RNA from Chelonoidis abingdonii (Abingdon island giant tortoise), 5179 nucleotides. Lineage: Eukaryota; Metazoa; Chordata; Testudines; Testudinidae. The record is from RefSeq and is a predicted model, not a curated record.